AUGGAGUUGGGGGGCGGCGGCGGGCCCGCGCCGGGCCCCGGGCAGGCGGCGCUGGGGCGGGGGGGCCUCGAGUUCCUGCAGCACACGGUGGGCUCCCUGCUGUCCAGCUAUGGCUGGUACAUCCUCUUGGCCGGUGUCGCCAUCUAUCUCCUCAUCCAGAAGAUAUCCCAGAGCCUGGCGGCCAGGCCGAGCGGCCAGCCGGGAGCAGCUGACGCAGCUGUGGAACCUGACGUGGUGGUAAGAAGGCAGGAAGCUUUGACAGCAGCUCGCCUCAGGAUGCAAGAGGAGUUGAAUGCACAAGCAGAAAGAUACAAAGAAAAACAAAGACAGCUUGAAGAAGAGAAGCGAAGGCAGAAGAUAGCAAUGUGGGAAAGUAUGCAAGAAGGAAAAAGCUAUAAAGGAAACCUGAAACUGAAUCAGCAAGAAGUAGAAUCUGGUGCCUCCACCUCAUCAGCAGUCCCAAAAUCUAAACCAAACAAAAAGCCCUUGCGAGGAGGUGGCUAUAACCCCCUGUCUGGAGAAGGAGGAGGAACUUGUUCCUGGAGACCAGGCCGGAGAGGCCCGUCAGCAGGUGGAUGAGGCUAACCUCCCUAGUGUCUCAUGUCACUAGCAGGCUUGAUCUUACCCACUGUCUAACUGCCUACAGUUCGCAUGUCACAGUGACUCCUUUGGGAUUUGGCUUAGUGCAGGUGUUAACUUGAAAACAGAUUUACGCCAUUUCCAAAGAGUAACGCAGAAGCUGAUACUACACAAGAAAAAUACCUGGUCCUCCUAGAGAGGAUGAAAAAAGAAACAAUUUCAGUGUAAUCAGUUAAUUUUCACGCUUCUGUAGAGAGGAAGCGUAGUCUCCAGCCAAGGUGAAUCACCUGGGAUUGAGAGAUCUGGGUUCUGUGGCUGGCUAUUCAAAAGACUGGCCUCAGGCAAAUUUAAUUAUCUACGCUCGGUUUACCUCUGUAAAAUUAGGAUAUUUACCAUCCUCAGACGUGUUACCAGAUUUACUGUGUUUGGCUGGAAGGUACUUUAGAGGGGAAGAAUAUUAUCACCGGCAGAUACCUUGAAUUUUAGGAGGAGGGACUUUCAGAAAAAACAGAUGAACUGACAAGCGCCACGGAUUUGCACCGAAGGCCAGUUAUUGCCGGAGAGUCUCUGUGACAAGCUACCUUGAAUGAUGUUUUCCUUAUAAAUGGUAAACAAGCCAGUGAGGAUUACUGAUGCUAGACAGCAGAUGGGGGGUUUCUUGCUAUUCCUUUUUUUUUUUUUUAUUUCAACCGCUUUGUAAAAACACUAUUAAUAUUAAAUAUAAUUGCAAACGAA
This is a messenger RNA of Gymnogyps californianus (California condor), 1314 nucleotides long. It is a transcript of the gene SELENOS, whose product is annotated as selenoprotein S. Gene Ontology annotation, cellular component: endoplasmic reticulum membrane; Derlin-1-VIMP complex; Derlin-1 retrotranslocation complex. The coding region runs from base 1 to 579 and encodes 192 amino acids. Gene Ontology annotation, biological process: endoplasmic reticulum unfolded protein response; retrograde protein transport, ER to cytosol. NCBI's taxonomy places the organism in Eukaryota, Metazoa, Chordata, Aves, Accipitriformes, Cathartidae. The transcript is spliced from 6 exons. The record is from RefSeq and is a predicted model, not a curated record.